Rubroshorea leprosula is the source of this 664-nucleotide messenger RNA. NCBI's taxonomy places the organism in Eukaryota, Viridiplantae, Streptophyta, Magnoliopsida, Malvales, Dipterocarpaceae. The record is from the annotation of a GenBank genome assembly.
AAUUAAGUGUGAGCUAGGGACCUAAUUGUGAGAAAAUAAUAUUCUUGAGCCUAAUCACAAAACUUUUAAAUUUUGAGGGACUUAAAAGAGAAAAGAAAUUGGAUAAGGAUGGCUGAUUUUUUUUUCCUUCUUUCUUUCUUCCUCAGCGGCCCAAUUCUACUCUUCUCUUUCCUCCCCUGUACCGAACAACAAGGAGACCCAAGCCCGACAGCACUCCUCUUGAAAAACCGGAAUUUCCGGAUCUGCUCUGCUCUGUUUCUUCCGUCUGUUGCUCUUGCUUUGUGGGUGCGAAUUGCUCUGGUUUCUGCUAACAAACAGCCACCAAUUCCUCUGUUCUUUCUUGAAUUGGCUUGGGUUUACUCUAAUUUCUAUUGGUUCCUCCCAAUUUUUGGUAGAUCCCAAAUUUCCCCCUGCACUUCCUACCGGCCUUCCCCAAACUGCAGCUCCGAUUUUGCUUGCUAAAUUCUGGGAGUGAGAUCCGAGGCACGGUUAAUCAGGGGGAGUGACGAGCUAGACGGUUAGUCAGUAUUUUGGACUUAGAUCUUUUUUGGACUUAGACUGUUAGCCACACAUGCUUGACAUAGAUGUGAACUAAUAAAUCACUUUUGUAUAUUGAUUUUUGUUGGUUAUAGCCAUGACUGUUUUAUAAACUUUGUACAUCUAA